UACCUGCACCUUUAGCAGUUCGGAGCUGGCCUCUGUUUUCCGUUAGCGCUUUGCUGCACGGACAAAUGCAUACAAAUGUAUUUAGGAACCUACAGGACAAGGCGUGGAAAAGUCUCCCCCACCGCAGAAACGAAACUGCUUCUUCACUUUAUUGUACUAUGUGUGGCUUGGAUUACUGUUCAUGCACAAGGACAAGGCAUAGAUGUUCUUCAUCAACUAAGCCUCGGAGGCAAAGAUGUAAAACACUCACCAUCAGUGACUGCUGUGCCAUCAUCAUUCACACCGUUACCUCAGGGGCUCCAUUUUACAGAAUCAGGUGUCAUUUUAAAAAAUGAUGCUUAUAUUGAGUCUCCUCUCAUGAACAUUUUACCAGUCAGCUUAAGACAGCCAUUUACAGUACUGAUUGGGUUGCAAUCACAUAGAGUAAACAAUGCAUUUCUCUUCAGCAUUAGAAAUAAAAAUAGACUGCAGUUAGGAGUGCAGUUACUACCUAAGAAACUAAUAGUACACAUCGGAGGAAAGCAGUCUGUCCUUUUCAAUCACAGUGUCCACGAUGGGCAAUGGCACUCAUUGGCCAUCACUAUUGGAGACCGAGUUGUCUCCCUGUUUGCUGAGUGUGGAAAGAAAUAUUUUAGCCGAGAGACUGUUUCAGAAGCUCAGAACUUUGACUCUUACAGUGUGUUUACCUUGGGAAGUAUGAAUAAUAAUUCUGUCCACUUUGAAGGGAUAGUAUGCCAGUUGGACAUUAUUCCUUCUGCAGUGGCGUCUGCAGACUACUGCAGACAUGUGAAACAGCGGUGUCCCCGAACAGAUGACUCCCAGCCUGGAGCAAGCCUUCCUAACACAAUGGUCAUACCAAGCAGGCACCCCGGACAUACUCCUUUGCCUAGAGGAUUUGGUGAGACAGAAUUGCCGCAGAAGACAUUCACUGAAGGCAAAAGCAUUCCAAAUAUCAAAAAUAAUGAUUCUGCCAAAGUGCAUAAAAGACAAGAACACGAGAUGUCAAGAUAUCAGUUGUCUUCCCUCCAUUCAGGAAAUGACUCAGCUCUGACUCUCAUAAACAAGGGGAUUCAAGCUAAAGGAAUUACCAUUGAGGAACAGAGGAAUUUAAGCCUGUCAGGAACUUACCAUCACCUCAGUGAGGCAAGCAUGGACACAGAGGUGAAAUUUAGCCCUCUCCUAAAUGAAUCAGAAAACAUCACACAACAUGGUGAGGGGGUAGCUAGUUUGUGGCUACAUACAAAGACUGCAUCCAGCCUUGCACAUACAAAUCAAGAUGGUAUGACUAAUCUCAAGAAAGCUGUCACAGCAAACCUGCACACCAACGAACUCAUGGAAAUGGAACAGAUUUUAAACACUACCUUGUAUAGAGUAACAGAUGGGUCAUCUGUGGAUAACCACCUUGAACUAAGGAAGAAAGGUGAAUUUUACCCUGAUGCUACUUACCCCAUCGAAAAUAGCUAUGAAACUGAGCUUUAUGAUUAUUAUUAUUAUGAGGAUUUUAAUGCAAUGCUUGAAAUGGAGUAUCUAAGAGGGCCAAAAGGGGACACCGGACCUCCCGGUCCUCCUGGUCCAAUGGGUAUCCCAGGCCCAUCAGGAAACAGAGGGCCACGGGGCAUACCAGGUCCACAUGGGAAUCCUGGGUUACCUGGAUUGCCAGGUCCAAAGGGCCACAAAGGAGAUCCAGGAUUUUCCCCAGGUCAAGCAGCUUCUGGAGAAAAGGGUGACCAAGGCCUUUUUGGAUUAAUGGGACCCCCUGGUUUGCAAGGUGAAAAAGGUCUCAAAGGACAUCCCGGGCUCCCAGGUCUCCGUGGUGAACAGGGGGUUCCAGGAUUUGCAGGUGAUAUUGGCUCACCCGGCUACCCUGGCAGGCAGGGCUUAGUUGGACCAGAAGGUGAUCCGGGUCCCAAGGGUGUCCGGGGUUUUAUUGGCUCUCCUGGAGAAGCAGGACAGCUGGGGCCUGAAGGAGAAAGGGGCAUUCCUGGAAUCCGCGGAAAGAAGGGACUAAAAGGAAGACAGGGUUUUCCAGGUGAUUUUGGAGACAGAGGCCCUGCUGGUCUGGACGGGAGUCCUGGACUUGUAGGUGGCAUCGGUCCUCCAGGAUUUCCUGGUCUGAGAGGCAAUGUUGGUCCUGCAGGACCAAUUGGACCUUCAGGAAUUCCUGGCCCAAUGGGCCUUUCGGGGAAUAAAGGACCACUUGGAAUCAAAGGUGAUAAGGGUGAGCAAGGCAUGCCUGGGGAGCCAGGAGAACCAGGGUAUCCUGGAGACAAGGGCACCACUGGUUCACCGGGCCCACCAGGGAUAAGAGGAAAGCCAGGACCUUCAGGACAACCAGGUGACCCAGGACCCCAGGGACCAUCUGGCCCUCCAGGACCAGAGGGUUUUCCAGGAGAUAUUGGGAUUCCUGGGCAAAAUGGCCCUGAAGGACCAAAGGGACUCCUUGGAAGCAGAGGGCCUCCUGGGCCUCCUGGUCUCAAAGGAACUCAGGGAGAAGAAGGACCCACUGGACCCCUUGGAGAACUGGGACCAAGAGGAAAACCAGGUUCCAAGGGGUAUGUGGGUGAACCAGGACCAGAAGGUUUAAAGGGAGAAGUAGGAGACCAAGGAGAUUCUGGCAAAAUUGGUGAAACGGGACCUGUUGGUUUACCUGGAGAAGUUGGAAUAACAGGAAGUGUUGGUGAAAAGGGAGAGCGUGGAAGUCCUGGACCACUGGGUCCCCAGGGGGAAAAGGGUGUCAUGGGCUAUCCAGGUCUUCCUGGAGUUCCAGGACCCAUAGGUCAACUGGGAUUGCCUGGUCAUGUGGGGGCAAGAGGUGCACCUGGGAGUCCAGGCCCUAAGGGACAAAGAGGGCCCAGAGGACCAGAUGGCCUCCUGGGGGGACAAGGUGUGCAAGGCGCUAAGGGUGAAAGGGGGAAUCAAGGAAAAAGAGGGCCUCAUGGUCUCAUUGGUAAGACUGGAAGCCCUGGAGAGAGAGGAGUUCCAGGAAAACCAGGCUUACAAGGACUCCCCGGCAGCACAGGAGACAGGGGACUUGCAGGCGAACCAGGACCACGAGGACUACCGGGUGAUGCUGGACUUCCUGGAGAAAUGGGUGUGGAGGGGUCUCCAGGCAUUGAGGGAGAAACUGGUCUGCAAGGUGAACCUGGUGCUAAGGGAGAUGUUGGACCUUCGGGUAGUACUGGGUCAGCUGGGGAACCAGGGUUACGAGGUGAACCAGGAGCUCCCGGAGAAGAGGGUCUCCAAGGAAAAGAUGGAUUAAAGGGGACCCCAGGAGGAAGGGGACUUCCUGGAGAGGAUGGAGAAAAAGGAGAGAUUGGCUUACAAGGAACUGCAGGGCCUUUGGGUGAACCAGGUCAAAUGGGCCUUCCGGGACCUGAAGGAGUUUUGGGAACCCCAGGACAAAGAGGUCGUCCAGGAAAAAAGGGGGAUAAAGGACAAAUGGGACCCACAGGAGAAGUUGGAAGCAGAGGCGCUCCUGGACAAGUUGGGGAAAGUGGCCCCAAGGGUGCAAGAGGAACUAGAGGUGCUGUGGGUCCUGUAGGAUUGAUGGGACCUGGUGGAGAACCAGGAAUCCUAGGAUACAGGGGCCAUCAAGGUCAGCCAGGACUCUCCGGGCUGCCAGGACCUAAAGGAGAAAAGGGUUAUCCAGGAGAAGAUAGCAAUGCCCCAGGACCACCAGGACCUCGAGGUGAACCAGGUCCAAUAGGAGAACAAGGAGCCAGUGGAGAGCCUGGUGCAGAGGGCUAUCAGGGUCAUGUGGGUGUGCCAGGACUAAGAGGUGCCAAUGGACGACAAGGGCCCCCAGGAGAACCAGGUGACCAAGGUGGACAAGGACCAAAAGGAGAGAGAGGAUCUGAAGGCCCUAAGGGGAAAAAAGGAGCUGCUGGUCCUUCUGGGAAGCCUGGCAUUCCUGGACUUCCAGGCCUUCCUGGGCCAAAAGGCCUGCAAGGAUACCACGGAGUAGAUGGGAUUUUAGGAAACCCUGGAAAAGCCGGGCUACCAGGAAAACAAGGACUUCCCGGCAUCAAAGGCAGUGCAGGAAGAACAGGACUGGCUGGAUCUCCAGGUCCUCGAGGAAGAAAGGGCUCAGCAGGCCCACCGGGAAGUCCUGGAGUUCCAGGCCCAAAGGGUGAACAAGGGUUACCUGGUCAACCUGGAAUUCCAGGUAAAAGAGGUCACCAAGGAGCACAAGGUGAUCAAGGACCACAUGGAAAACCUGGUGUAAAAGGGCAACCUGGAGAACACGGUGAUCCAGGUUUAACAGGUUUCCAAGGAUUCCCAGGCCCUAGAGGUCCUGACGGGGAUGCUGGUGUUGUUGGAAUUUCAGGUCCUAAAGGUCCCAUUGGGCCGAGAGGAAACAGUGGCCCUCUUGGAAGAGAAGGCAUAAUAGGUCCAACAGGUAGAACUGGACCCAGAGGUGAAAAAGGCUUUCAAGGUGAAACUGGUCCUCAAGGACCAAGGGGUCAACCUGGACCUCCAGGUCCACCUGGAGCACCAGGUCCAAGAAGACAAAUGGAUAUCAAUGCUGCUAUUCAAGCCUUGAUUGAAACAAAUUCUGCCCUGCAGAUGGAGAGUUACCAGAACACUGAAGUGACUUUAAUCAACCACAGUACAGAGAUAUUCAAAACCCUGAGCUACCUUAGCAAUUUACUGCGCAGCAUCAAGAAUCCUCUUGGCACUCGAGACAACCCAGCACGAAUCUGCAAAGAUUUGCUCAACUGUGAACAUAAGGUUUCAGAUGGAAAAUACUGGAUUGAUCCAAAUCUUGGAUGCUCUUCAGAUGCCAUUGAAGUUUUCUGCAAUUUUAGUGCUGGUGGCCAGACAUGUUUAUCUCCUGUUUCUGUAACGAGGCUGGAGUUUGGAAUCAGGAAAGUCCAGAUGAACUUCCUUCAUUUACUGAGCUCAGAAGCUACCCAUAUCAUCACCAUUCACUGUCUAAACACUCCAGUGUGGACAAGCACACAGACAAAUGGCCCAGGACUGCCUAUUAGUUUCAAAGGAUGGAAUGGUCAGAUUUUUGAAGAAAACACUCUACUUGAACCUAAAGUCCUCUCAGAUGACUGCAAGAUUCAGGACGGCAGCUGGCAUAAGGCAAAAUUCCUUUUUCAUACCCAGGACCCUAAUCAACUUCCGGUGAUUGAAGUCCAAAAUCUUUCUCAUCUCAGAACUGAGCGAAAGUUUUACAUUGAAAGCAGUUCUGUGUGCUUUCUCUAAGGCCUCUGGAUUAGCUCAGAGUUCAUGCUGUUGAGUAGGUAACUGCUGCAGAGGGAGAAAUGUAGACUAAGAUACUGUCAAUAUGAAAAGCAGGGAAUGAAGACAUUGGCGAAAUCCUAAAGAAUCUCAGGAAGAAAAGAUUUCCUCCUAAGGAGAAAAGGCAUUUUCAAAGGACUGCGAUUGAUAAUGUAUUUAAUUCUCUUAAAUUUUUUUAUUGAUCUGAGUUUUCUUAAAGAAUUCCCUAGAACUGAAAAUUUAUCAACUUGGAAUUCUUCAGGGUAUCCUGUAUUUGUUGACUGACAGCCCAUUAGACAGCUGGAGAUGCAAAGGCACUGUAGAGCAGUGCUAGCAAGUGCUUCCAAAGGUGCAAUGUUUCUGUCUAAAAAUUGCAAGCCACAGUCUGGUGCGUCUUAUUUUCCCAAACACUAAGCUGUAUUUAGGUCCCCGAUGGGCAUAUACAUCUUAGCCGGUGGUAUACUACCUCCUAUGUGUUGCCUCUUUGUGUCGCUCGGUGCUCUUUCUUAAAACAAGGUGCUUGUGGCUGUUGUAGAAAAUUAUAUUUCCUUUUUUAUCUUUGUCAUUAAAAGUGUAUGUACUGGUUACAUCCAAAUAUGUCUUAAUUGUUAAUACUUAUUUUAAUAAUUUGUUUGGUCACAUACUUAAUAACAAGUAAAACAAUUAUUUAUGUAAAGUCCUUGUUUUAUUUUAAAAUUCUCUUUGUGGAAUCGAAGCCAGCACAAUGUAACUUGUGCAGAAACACAAGAGAAUUGGGGUGUUUCUUUUGUUGUUGUUUUAUUUUUUUAAUUGUUGUAAAAAAAAAAAAAAGAUUUUAGGCCAGCUAUAUCGAAUGCUAGGUUUGGGUUAGAAAUUGGGGGUUGUGAAAUACUAUUUUAAAAUCCGUGAUCAUCUGGAAUGAUAUUUUGUGUAUAUAUUUUGUAAGGUUUUAAGUCAGCCUAUCUUUUGAAAAUUGCUGCUGUUUUAAAUUAUAAAAGCUUUAUAUUUCUGCUUUGUAGAAAAUACAUGUUUUUGUAGUAUUCAAUGAUUUUCUUUCCUGUUCUUAAAAGUAAUGUUAGAACUUAAAAGAAUUUAUUUUACAGCCUUUAAAGCAACUGUGGAAGGGGUCCAUAGUCACUAAAAAUGAGUUCAUCCAGUUUAGGCUUGUUGGAGAAAUGUUAGUUCAAUAUUAAAAGAAUGAUAUUAUACCUCUUGCUAUAUAGAAGAGCUUGUUCAUGUUAUAAACAUAACUUUAGCCACAACAAACCACACUUACCUAUCUAUAAUAAAGAGGUGCUUUCAAUUA
This is a messenger RNA of Nannospalax galili (Upper Galilee mountains blind mole rat), 6514 nucleotides long. It is a transcript of the gene Col24a1, whose product is annotated as collagen type XXIV alpha 1 chain. NCBI's taxonomy places the organism in Eukaryota, Metazoa, Chordata, Mammalia, Rodentia, Spalacidae. Gene Ontology annotation, molecular function: extracellular matrix structural constituent. The transcript has 60 exons. The record is from RefSeq and is a predicted model, not a curated record. Bases 76 to 5214 code for a protein of 1712 amino acids.